This is a messenger RNA of Gracilinanus agilis (Agile Gracile Mouse Opossum), 531 nucleotides long. RefSeq names its product ferritin heavy chain like 17 (gene FTHL17). Gene Ontology annotation, molecular function: ferrous iron binding; ferric iron binding. Gene Ontology annotation, biological process: iron ion transport; intracellular iron ion homeostasis. Lineage: Eukaryota; Metazoa; Chordata; Mammalia; Didelphimorphia; Didelphidae. Gene Ontology annotation, cellular component: cytoplasm. Bases 1 to 531 code for a protein of 176 amino acids. The record is from RefSeq and is a predicted model, not a curated record. The transcript is spliced from 4 exons.
AUGGGGUCCCAGGUGCUCCAGAACUUCCACACGGACUGUGAAGUUGCCAUCAAUGACCUAGUGAACAUGGAGCUAUAUGCCAACUAUGUAUACCUUUCAGGGGCCUACUUCUUUGACAGGGAUGAUGUGGCCUUAAACCACUUCAAAGAAUUUUCAAAGAAUCAAUCUGAUGGGAAGCUGGAACAAGCUCAAAAGUUCCUGACAUACCUAAAUAAGAGAGGAGGCCAUAUUAUACUACAAGACAUCAAGAAACCAGAGCGCGACGAAUGGAGAAAUAGCUUAGAAGUCCUAGAAAUAGUCAUGAAGAUGGAAAAAAAAAUAAACCAAGCCCUACUAAAUCUGCACAAUCUGGCAAUGGAAAAAAGUGACCCACAUCUUUGUGACUUCCUGGAGCGGGAAUAUCUAGAUGAGCAGGUGACAAUUAUCAAGUGUCUAGGAGAAUAUAUCACCAACCUAAGGAGGCUGGGCGCUCCGGAGAGUGGAAUUGGAGAAUACCUGUUUGACAAACUCACCCUUGGGGACAGCCACUGA